Numida meleagris (helmeted guineafowl) is the source of this 7600-nucleotide messenger RNA. Its product is annotated as myomegalin-like. The coding region runs from base 400 to 7095 and encodes 2231 amino acids. Lineage: Eukaryota; Metazoa; Chordata; Aves; Galliformes; Numididae. The transcript has 37 exons. Gene Ontology annotation, molecular function: zinc ion binding. Gene Ontology annotation, cellular component: nucleus; microtubule organizing center. The record is from RefSeq and is a predicted model, not a curated record.
GCAGGGGGGCAGCCCGGGGUGAGGGGCAGCCCCGGGGCCGGGGGGCUGUGAGUAGAGGGGGGGUGUCCCCAGGGUGGGAGCUGUGAGGAGAAAGGGGAGCUGUGAGGAGAAAAGGGGGCUGUGAGGGAGGGGCGGCCUCAGGGCCGGGGACUGUGAGGCGAGGAGAGGAGCCGCCCUGGUGCGGUGGUGCUGAGGCGUGGAGGCGAUGGCGUGGGGUGGCGGGUUUCUGUAGCGCCAGGAGUCCCUGGGAGCCCCAGUGUGCGACCCUCUGAAGAGGGGCUGAGGAGUGCUGUGGGGCUGAGCGGGGCGGUGCCCAGGGGGAUGCGCUGAGGGGGGUGCAGUCCUGGGGGGCUCCUCGAGCAGCCCCAGCGGGAGGGUUGGGUGCCGUCAGGAGUGAGGAUGAAGGAAACCUGCCGGAUCUGCGCCCGCGAGCUGUGCGGCAACCAGCGACGAUGGAUCUUCCACACGGCGGCCAAGCUCAACCUCCAGGUGCUGCUCUCCCACGUCCUGGGCAGGGAGCUGUGCCGCGAUGGCAGAGGCGAGUUCGCGUGCAGCAAGUGUGCCUUCAUGCUGGACCGCAUCUACAGGUUCGACACGGUCAUUGCGCGAAUCGAGGCCCUCUCCAUCGAGCGCCUGCAGAAGUUGCUGCUGGAGAAGGACCGCCUCAAGUUCUGCAUCGCAAGCAUGUACCGCAGGAACAACGAAGAGCCCGGCACGGAUGAGAGAGCCGGCGAUGGGACUGUGGACCUUUCUAACCUGCCCGAUGCGCGGUACGCUGCCCUCCUUCAGGAGGACUUUGCUUACUCUGGGUACGAAUACUGGACGGACCAAGAUGAGCACAGCCUGGAGCCUCACAGCUGCCACGCUUCAGAGGGAGCCACCAGCCGCCCGCGGCGCUGCCGGGGCUGUGCCGCGCUGCGUGUGGCUGAUGCCGACUAUGAAGCAAUUUGCAAAGUGCCACGAAAGGUGGCCAGGAGCAUCUCCUGUGGGCUGUCCAGCCGAUGGUCAGUGAGCAUGGGCAACGAGGAGUCAUCCGUGUGUGACCCAGCGGAGUCUGCUGGCGCCAGAGGGCCUGUGGAUGGGGAGAGCAUGGAGGAAGGCACUCCUGCAUCCUCUGUUGAGUCCCUGGACACAACAGUGGAGGCCAGCGCUCCCCAGCAGAAGGAUGAAGAUGUGGAUAAGGUGGUGAAGGGGAACGGGAAAUAUGACGAUUUUGCGGAGGACCGCAUGACCCCCAGCUCAUCACUCAGUGGAAACAGGCUGGAGCUUGCCCUCAGCUUGAUCAAGGGGUUAGACUACAAACCCAUCCAGAGCCCACGAGGCAGCAGGCUGCCCAUUCCUGUGAAGUCCAGCUUGCCUCCCCCCAAGCUCAGCCGUGACUUGGCAGAUGGAAGUGCUUCUGCUGGCUUAGCAGAUGCUGGUUCUGGUUUCCUGAAUGCAGACAGAAAAUCCUUUUCCAGAGCUCCUUUGGGUCUUCCCUUGGAGAUUCCUGAACUGCAAGAGCUGUGGGACGACCUCUGGGAGGAUUAUAUGCCACUGCGGGUACAGAAUCUGCAAGAUGAACAUCAGAAGCCAGCUCCAGGUGAUUCUGCAGCGAGGGAGCAUGCACCCGAUCUGUGUGCCACGGAACCACAGGGCAAAAUCCAGCAGUUUGAGGCUACCAACCAGUUAUUACAGGAAAAGCUGAAUGAACUGAAUUUUGAAUUAAAAUCUGCCCAAGAAACAUCGCAGAGGCAAGAUCAUACAAUUCAAAGCCUGAAAGAGGCCCUGAAGAGCAAGGAGAGUGAGACAGAAGAGCUGUAUCAUGUCAUUGAAGGGCAGAAUGAGACAAUGGCCAAGCUGCAGGACAUGUUACACAGAAGCCAGCUGGGGCAGUUGCAGAUGUCAGAAAGCUCACCUCCAUCUCAGGAGCAACAAGUGGCGCUGCUUGAUCUUCAGAACACGCUUUUCCGCACGCAGCUGGAGGUGCAGAAACUGAAAAGAGCUCAGCGUCAGAAAGAGAAUCAGCUGGUUGAAGCCAGGAGGGCUGCCCAGCUGCUGGAGACCACAGUACAUGAGGAAGAGCAGCAGAAAGAGGCAACCUGGAAACACAACCAGGAGCUGCGUGCUGUGGUACAGCAGCUGCAGGCAGAGCUGCAGGACAAGGCUCAGCAGAUCCAGACUGUGGAGUGGGAAAAGUGCCGUGAGCUGCAGGCACAGGAGCAGAGAGUUCAGUGUUUGAGUCAGCACCUGGCUCGCAAAGAACAGCUUCUCCAGGAAUCAAGGGAACUUCUGCAAUGCCAGCAAAGCUUGGGCAGGAGCUCUGCAGCCAUGGAUGCUAUGCUGGAGAAACUGCAGCAGCGAGUCAGUGACAGGGAUGCUGCGCUGGAGAGAGCAGUAGAUGAGAAGUUCUGUGCCCUAGAGAAGAAAGAACAGGAGCUGCAACAGCUCCGUCUCUCAAUAAAAGAGCGUGGAGGUGACCUGGAGAGGCUGCGCAACGUCCUGUCCAGCAAUGAGGCCACCAUUCACAGCCUGGAGAGCCUCUUGAAAGCUAAAACACUGGAACUAGAGCAGAUGUCAGCAACUUGUGAAAAUCUCCGCUGGCUCAAGGAAGAGAUCGAGGCCAAAUCCUGCAGCAGGCAGAAGGAGCAGGAGGGGAUCAUCCAGCAGCUGCAGACUUGCCUGCAUGACAGGAACAAGGAAGUGGAGGAGCUCACAGCAACUCUGCUGUGCAAGCUGGGCCCAGGACAGAGUGAGGUAGCGGAAGAGCUGUGCUUACGUCUUCAGCGCAAGGAAAAAAUGCUGCAGGAGCUUCUCAGUGACAGGAACCGUCAAGCUAUGGAGCAUGAUGCUGAAAUCCGGGAGCUUCUGCAGGCCGUGAACACCAGGGAGCAGUGGAGCAAAGCCACUACUGAGAAGAUGGCGCAUGCUUUGGCUGAAAGGAACUGCGAGUUACAACUCUUGCGCCAGUAUGUGUUGAGGAAGGAGCCUGUUGGGAUCCAGGCAACUGGUACAAGUCUGCUGAAGCAGGACAGACAACAGCCUGUACAAGAAAUACUACAAAGAGCUUGUGGAACUGCAGCCCUUGCUGGACCCCCACAGGAGGACAACAGCUGCCUGACAGAGGGAGCAUCAGCAGCAGAGCUGGAGAAGGAUCUUGUUAAUGCAAAAGAGGAGCUGAAGCUAAUGGCAAAGAAGGAAAGGGAAAGCAGACGGGAGCUUGCUGCUCUCCAGUCUGUUGUGACCACGCAGGAGGAAGAGCUGCAGGUGCAGGCUUCUGAUAUAGAGUCCCUGACCAGAACCAUCCAGAUCAAAGAGGACCUCAUCAAGGAUCUGCAGAUGCAGCUGGUGGAUCCCGAAGAAAUUCCGGCAGUGGAAAGGCUGACACAAGAAGUGCUGGUACUUCGCGAGAAAGUGGCCCUAGCAGAGUCGCAAGGACAAGAGGCUACUGGAAACAGAAGGCAGCAGUUGUUACUGAUGCUGGAAGGGCUAGUGGCUGAGAGGAAUCGGCUAAAUGAGGCUCUCCAGGCAGAGAGGCAGCUCUACAGCAGCCUGGUAAAGUUUCACACACAUCCAGACAGCGCUGCGAGAGACCGCACUCUGCAGGUGGAGCUGGAAGGGGUCCAAGAGCUCCGAGGACAGCUGGAAGAAGCUCUUGGAAGAAGCUUGGAGCGUUUGAGCAGGCUGGAGACACAGGGCCCCAUAGGAGGUCAGGCUGCAGGGACAGAGGCUGAUGAUGCUGCCUUUGCCAGCACUAAGAAAGAGGUGGCUCACAGCAACAUGACCCAGCAGACUGGCUCCCGGGCUCCUAAGGAAAGCAGAGGCACUGAGAAGAGGAGCACAGCCCCUGCCCUGGCAGAGCAGGAGCUGCGUGCAGAAGAGGAGCUGCAGGAGCUGAAGGCGCAGCUGGAGGAAGCAGGCUUCUCCUCCGUGUCCCACAUCAGGAAGGCGAUGCUGAGCCUGUGCCUGGAGAACGCAGAGCUGAAGGAGAGGAUGGGCGAAGCCACGUCGCUGCUGGAGAGUGGGGAACAGGAGGAGGCUGGGCUGGGCAAGUCCCCAUCACCAGAGCCCUGCAGGAUGCAGCGGAAGGGCUGCAACGUCCUUGGGGAUGGCCAAGGGCUGCUGGCAGAGAGGGGAGCCGUACCCACCAAGCGCCCUGCACUGGAGGCACAGUGCCAGGAUGAUGCGCCCAAAAGACUGUGCCCCAGCAGCCCAGGUGGAGGGGAUGGGAGCCAUGUGGAGGGCGUGGUGCCCUGCGGGAGCUGGCCAGUGCUGGGUGUGGAGCUGCACUCGCAGGUGGCACAGAAACAGUGCCAGGAGCUGCAGGACAAGCUGGCUGCCUCUGAGGCAAUGGUGCGGGCACAGGCUGAGCAGCUGGAGAAGUACCACAUCCUGCUCCGUGAGCCCCACGCCCAGCAGCUCAGCAAGCAUGUGCAAGUGGACUUCCAGGAUCUGGGCUAUGAGACGUGUGGGCGGAGUGAGACUGAAGCUGACCGUGAUGAGACCACCAGCCCUGAGUGUGAGGAGCCCGAUGUGUUCAGCGAGCCCAGCCUGGGGGAGGAGCUGGGUUCCCCAUACCGCUUGGGGGUGCCCAGGGUGGACAAGGCUGCCCUGAAGGCUGUGGCCCAGCCGGAUGUGGGAGCCUUGCGCCAGCACAUCCAGGACCUUAAGGCAAAGCUGCUCAAUGCCAACAAGGUGAUCCAGAGCCUGCAGCGCCGUACCCGCUCCAUCUCUGUCACCAGUGACUAUACCUCGGGCACCGAGCGGCCCCCACUGUGCCCCACUGUGCCUGUCUCACCGCCCCACAGCCUCACGGAUGAGGAUGAGGGCUGGCAGUCAGAUGGCCGUGGCACCUUGUGCCCACGGCGUGACCUGGAGCACCUGGUGCACCGCGUCGCACUUCUCGAGGCACAGCUGCCUCCUGCCAAGCCUGGGGGGGGCUUCCCCAAGGAGCUGCAGUCUGCUACUUGGCCAGGGAAAUACAACUCGCUGAUCCAAGCGCAGGCCCGGGAGCUCUCCCACCUGCGGCAGACACUGCGUGAGGGCCGUGGAGUGAGCCGCAGCCUGGCCCAGCACCUUCAUGAUGCACUGCACUCCUUUGAGGAGCUCCUUCGCGGCACCGACAUUGACUACUACCUGGGCCAGGGCUUCCGGGAGCAGCUGGCUCAGGGCAGGCAGCUGGCCGAGAGGCUCAGCGAUAAGCUGGGCACCAGGGAUCAACAAAAUGGGGAAGAUAAAUCUAGCCAUGAGCUCCUGGCACUGAGGCUCAGCCGGGAGCUCCAGGAGAAGGAGAAAGUGAUUGAGAGCCUGGAGGCGAAGUUGCAGGAGCGGUGUGAGUCCCCCGGCAGCAGUCUCCCUCCCUCUGAGUCGUCCCGCUCUGCUACCAGCACCUCCUUUGUGUCUGAUGUGCUGGAGCCCUGCUCUGAUGGGGAAGCAGCCAGCGAGUGCAGCCAGUGCCCCAAGGAGCCCGCCCGACUCCCGGGCCUCCACUUUGACUCCUUGUCCAAACCCAACAGUGCCCCCGUGCCAGCGCUGGCACCCACUCACCCCUUCCUGCCUGCUGGGCUCUCCGUGCCCCUGGGAUGCUGUGGGACACGUGCUUGCUCCCUGGCUGAGGCGCAACAGGAGCUGCAAGUGCUCCAGAAGCAGCUGGGAGAAAGUGUGACGCUGCCAACAGCAAAGCCCACAGCCUCGCUAGGCCCCUUUGGAGAGGGCAGCAAGCCGGCAGCAUCGCUGUGCCAGCACGGGGCUCUGCAGAGCCUAUCCAAGCCCCCUGCCCUCUGGGAUGUGCCUGCUGCUGGCCGGCUUUAUGGGGCACUGCCAUCAGGGUGCCCAAGCAGCCAGAAGCUAACAGGGGCAGACUUGCUGGAGGAGCACUUGGUGGAGAUCCGCAGCCUGCGCCAGCGCCUGGAGGAGUCUAUCUGCACCAAUGACCGGCUCCGGGAGCAGCUUGAACGCCGCCUGGCCUCCACCAGCAAGGCCAGCGGUUUGCCCAGUGACGUCUACACUCAGGGGCAGGAGCUGGGGCUGCAGCUGAGCGGGGAGAACCGGGCGCUGCGUGAGGACAACCGGACCCUGCGGCUGCAGUGUGACCACCUCUCUCGAGGUAGGGCUGGGCCACCUGCGUUCCAGAGAGGAAUUGCUGAGCAGGGUGACGGUGACAACUCUGUGUCCCCAGAGCUGGCACGGGUGCAGGAGGCCCUCCUAGCUGCUUGCUCACGGGUGCGGGAGGCAGAGGCUGAGCUGAGCCAGCGGCGUGGGGAGCAGCGGAGGCUGGCAGAGGAGCUCACCAAGCACCAGGAGAGCAUCCGGCAGCUGCGGGACGAGCGGCUCUCUCUGCAGGAGGACAACAACAGGCUGCAGCACACAGUGACGCUCCUGCAGCAGCAGUGUGAGGAGCACCGCCUGCUCCUGCAGGCCCUGCGCACGGAGCUGCAUGUCUACGAGAGCCUCCCCGGCCCCGCCACCGAGCCCCGCGCAGGCUGCUUCCCAUCUCCUCCCGUGCGGGAUGUUGGCACCAGCUCGGCAGCUCCCUUCUCUCCACCACGCUCUGACACGUUGAUGCCCCAGCAUACAGCUGAGCCGUGUAGGGCUGACCCUCCGGUGAAGAGGAGCAAGGGACCGGUGGGGGCUCACGUUGUUGGGUGCCUGGACACUUACCGAUCCCUGGAGCAACGCAUCCUGGAGGGGAAGGCGCUGGCCCAUGAGCUGAUGUGCCUGUCACGCCCAGCGCUCGGGCUGUCCAGUGCAGGAAAGGAGGUCCCGGGGUGUGCAGGUGCAGGGCACCUCUGGGGCAGUGCCAGCACCCUGCACCACGUCCUGGAGGAGUGUGCCUCACUCCUCACCACCUUCUGGAGCACUGUGCUGCCUGUUGGCCCUGCACAGCACCAGGGCAAGGAGCAGGCGUUACAGAGUGAGAUCACGGCGCUGCGUGCCCAGCUCUCCGAGAGGGAGGAUGCUCUGCAGAGCAUGGCCAAGCGGCUCCACAGCAUGGCCCGGCUCAAGGACAGCAUGGAGCAGUUCAUAGUCAGCCAGUUGACCAGGACUCACAAUGUGCUGCACAAGGCCAGGACAAACCUGGAGGUGAAGGCCCAGCAAGCCCUGCCAGUUGCGUGAGCCCCGGUCUGAACGAUGGGAGCAAUGUCCCUGGCCACACAAUGGCCCACACUGUGGAGGGCUGGAAUGGACAGGGCUCAGGGGUGCCCAGCAUUGCCCCAGGCACUGCAGUUAGUGAGUUUGGGCUCCUGUGGCAGUCGUGUGCCCUUCACUUGCCUUUGCUUGGCAUUGCAGCAGCUGGCUUGGGCUUUGCCUGCCCCAUGCUUCACUGCUUGCCCCUUUCCACCCACUGUGCUCAGAGCAGGGUGUCACAGCCCUCCAGGCCGAGCACCUCUUGCCCUGGGACUCAGUCCCAUAUGUAACCUUGCUGCAUACCUGCCCCUGCUCGUGGAUGUAUGUAUAUAUAUAUAUAUAGAUAGAGGUAUAGAUAUUGGAGCUGCAUUUCAGGGCCCUCCUUGGGCCUGUCAAGGCCCCAGCAUGGGAGGAAGAUGUAAGAAAUGACACAUUCUGUUCAGUGGCCUGAGAGUCCCCAAUAAAGGUUUCCUUUGGGUCCUGGUGUUUUCAA